GGUGCUCUCGGAUUGGUCAGUCUUCUUAUUUGGGCGGACGUCCCACCCUUCAGCGGCUGCGGCCAGGGUGCAGAAACGAUGGCGGCUCUGACCGAUGUACAGCGGCUACAGUCCCGAGUGGAGGAGCUGGAGCGCUGGGUGUACGGGCCGGGCGGGACCCGAGGCUCUAGGAAGGUAGCUGAUGGUCUAGUCAAGGUGCAGGUGGCUUUAGGGAACAUUGCCAGUAAGAGGGAGAGGGUGAAGAUUCUCUACAAAAAGAUUGAAGACCUGAUCAAAUACCUGGAUCCUGAGUACAUUGAUCGCAUUGCUAUACCUGAGGCCUCGAAGUUGCAGUUCAUCUUGGCAGAGGAACAGUUCAUCCUCUCCCAGGUGGCACUCUUGGAACAAGUGAACACCUUGGUGCCCAUGCUGGACAGCGCUUCUAUCAAAGCCGUUCCUGAGCAUGCUGCCCGCCUGCAGCGCUUGGCUCAGAUCCACAUCCAACAGCAGGACCAGUGUGUGGAGAUCACUGAGGAGUCCAAGGCUCUCCUGGAGGAGUAUAACAAGACUGUAUCCUUUGUGCUUCGUGCUCCUUUAAUGGGUAUUCUCUUCCCUACUAUUCUCUCAUCCCAGUCUCUUCUCCAUCCUCCCCCCUCUGGGCACAUGCAAAGUCUCCGAGUCUUCCUUCAAACUCCUGUUGUCACCUUGACUUGUCACCAGACAAUGCUUCUCUCCAAGCAGUUUGUGCAGUGGGACGAGCUACUCUGCCAGCUAGAGGCUGCCAAGCAAGUGAAGCCAGCAGCAGAAUGACAGCUGCUCCCCAUGUCCCCACCAGGGGAGGUAGGCAGGCUCCAGGGCCUUCCACCAACCUGUCUUUAUAAGGCAGAGACAGCUUUGCCUCUGAAUUCAAAUACUACCUGUCUGUGUUCAACUGGGGGCUCUGAGGUCAGAGGUCAGCUUUACCUUAGGGUCAUGAUUUGUACUCCCUGUCAAAUGUAUUUAUUUCAGUGACAAUAAACCAUAGAGACCACUAAA
Messenger RNA from Rattus norvegicus (Norway rat), 1014 nucleotides. The record is from RefSeq and is a predicted model, not a curated record. NCBI's taxonomy places the organism in Eukaryota, Metazoa, Chordata, Mammalia, Rodentia, Muridae.